GCCAAGACGGGAGGGGGAAGCUUGGCCGGCUGCUCUCGCUCACCAGCGCUCCUCGAUCGCGCGCGUUCUCCCUCCAGAUCCGCUUCUUUGCGCAAGCCGAGGAGGUGAGAAGGAGUUGAGAGCGAGAGAGACGGAGCAACCCAAGAAGCGCCGGGCGCCCGAACUUAGCGGAAAUUUGGCCAGAGAAUGCUCCAAAAGUCCACGGUGGUGCUGCUGCUGCUGCUGGCGGUCGCCGCGUCUGCGUCCUACGAUGUCGAGCACAAUGAUUCGGUCAGCAGCCCCAGGAAGACCAGGCUGGCCGCCCAGAGCUCAGUGGAUGUGGUUCGAUGUUUAAACAAUGCCCUCCAGGUGGGCUGUGGGGCAUUCGCCUGCCUGGAGAACUCCACCUGCGACACAGGCGGCAUGUAUGAUAUCUGUAAAUCCUUUCUCUACAGCGCUGCUAAAUUUGACACUCAGGGGAAAGCCUUCGUCAAGAAGAGCUUGAAGUGCGUCGCUAACGGGAUCACUUCCAAGGUGUUCCUGGUCAUUCGAAGGUGCUCGACGUUCCAGCGGAUGAUAUCUGAGGUGCAGGAAGAAUGUUAUAGCAAGCUGGACAUUUGCAGCAUUGCUAAAAGGAAUCCAGAUGCCAUCACUGAAGUGGUCCACCUUCCCAACCACUUCUCAAACAGGUAUUACAACAAGCUUCUGAGAAGCUUAUUGGAAUGUGACGAAGAGACGGUGGGGAUCAUAAAGGACAGCUUGAUCUCCAAAAUCGGACCCAACAUGGCCAGCCUUUUCCACCUCCUCCAGACAGACCACUGUGCUCAGAUUCAUCCGAGAGCAGACUUCAGCCGGAGACGUAUCACCGAGCCGCAGAAGUUAAACAUCUAUUUCAGGAGCCUCCGGGGGGAGGAGCCGGCUCCGUCUCUUACAAAACGUCCUUCUUCAGAAACUGUCUAGUGUUCCGUGAAAGAGUAGGGAAUCCGAGCUCUACCAAAGUAGGAAAUUAUUCCACCCACCCACCCAACCCCCUGCACCUUCACAUUUGCUAGACACCAGAAAUGUACUGUAACUGAUUUUGAAAGUACGCUGAGCCAAUCUACACAUCCGAGGGAAACAAAACUAAAGCAUGUAGGAUAGGCUUGCUGGGACUGUAUCACGGAGAUUAUACCACUUCAGCCGGCAGCUGGGGGAACCAGGUAAUGACGUGAUCCUGUUUAACAACAGGCGCACUUAGCUAAGGAUAUAUAUUAUAAAACCCAGGAUAUCUAAGCGAUCUCCACUAGAAGGACAUUCUUCGGUGACAUCAAUGAUGGGGUGGUUUUUGAACACUCUUUUUUCUUCCAUCGGCCAUGCAAUCCUCUCUAUGAAGUGGUACAGUUCAAGGAAGUCUAUACCACAUGCUUGCUGGGGAUGAAUGUAUAGACUGGUCCUUGGAAACCGAUUUUAGAGAAGCUUUGUUUCCCAUUUUGGCGUGUCCCUGCCCCUCUUCGAACAAGCUGCAUGGAAUGAAAUCUCUGGUUAAGGAGGGGGAUCCCUUCAUGCCCCGUCUUCCUGGCAUGAAAGCCUCCCCUCCACGGUUUCUCGGUCUCUCCUCCCUCCCAAGAAAUCCAGUGAACCUGCAGCUUUCCAUGAAAGCAAUCUGUAACAGCAUUUCUUCACCAAACAACAACCUUUCUCUAUACUGCAGCUCAAACACCUUUGUGAUGUGACAAGGGCAGAAACAUCUGGUGUAGACCUAGUUCUGCUAGUAGUCAGUAGGGAGACUGAUCACGAUGGCAGGUCCCAAGAAAAUGCAUCUGUUGCACAUCAUCUUGAUGUCAGGGGAACUCAUUACAAGUGGUAGGUGGACAUCAAAUAUGAAUGUCAUAUAUAGACUUGGGGUCUUGGUGUAGUGAUUUUAAUUUUGCCCAGACUGAGAUUCUCCUAAAUAUCUGUUGCAGACCAAAACAGACAUAGCACGGUAAAAUGAGACUAUGAUUUCAUGAUGGUCCCUGUAGUGUGUAGAUCUUGCCCGCGCAAGGUCCAGAUCUUUGAAAAGUUCCUUUUUAGGAUGAUGAGGUCUAGCAUCCCUCACCCAGUGCAGCCACUGUCCCCGCUGAGUGGAGUAUUCUGGGAGUGGCAAAUCAGAAAGGAAUUCUAUUUUACAGAAUACAAAUGCAGGAGUAGGCAAUACCUUUAUAGAACCCCUAAAAAUAUCAUCAGACAAUAUGCAAGCUUUUGUGGAUCAGGACCACUUCGUCAGGCUUGUGACCAGAUGUGGCCACACUGAUACAAGCCUGAUGAAGUAGUCUUGAUCCAUGAAAAGUCAGCUAUUAUAUGAUGAUUUUUUUUGUAUAUGCACUCCUCACUUAACGACUGAGUUCCAUUCUUAUGACUAGGUCAUAAAGCAAACUGAUAAGCAAGGAGCAAUAAUAGUGUAUAAAGGAGUAAUACAUCAUGUGCUGUUGAGAAGGGGCAUGACAAAGACAAAAGCAUGGGUUUAAGAGGGUCGUAAAGGGUCAUAAAUCCAAGCAGUCUUUAAACAGGUAGGUUGUUAAGUGAGGGGUGCCUGUCAUGGUCCAUAAAGGUAUGAUCUACUCUUGCAUUAGUAUUUUGUAUUGACCACACGGUUCUCUUUUAUUUCAACUGUUUUACAGAUGCUCCCCCUUCCAUCCAUCCAUUUUGAAGGGAGACCAUCUAGAACUGAGCCUAAAUUUCUCAGAAGAGAUUUAUUGAAAAUAAAAAUUCCCAGCUGCUUCCCCCUUCCUUCCACUUGGCCACAUAUUCUCCUCAGAAGCCCCGUUUUGGCAGUAGCUGCCAUCCUCCCACCCACCCACCGCCCACACACAAAAUACUCUGGAAUAUUGCUGUAUCAAGGGUUCUGUGGGGUAGCAAAAUACUACUAGGGGUGUCACCCCCAAUUGUUGCUCCUUCACAGCUCCUCCUUUUGACCACGGUACUCUCUUUGGUAGGAUUAAGUACGUCCGAGAGGAACCUUCCAGAAUCUGGUGCCCUGCAGAGGGGAUGUGCUUCCAUUAAGUCAUGCUGGUGAGGAGGAUGGGAGCUGUAGUCAAACCCAUCUGAAGGGCACCAACCAGGUUGGUUGGGGGGGGAAGCAACCCUCUCAUCCGUAGGUGACUGGCUUGUGGGAGGUUCAUGCAAGGUUUCAGAAGAAGCGAAAUUCCCGUAUGUACUGUAUCUCCAUUCAAAGCCACUUAAGGAAUCUUGAGCAAAAAAAGGGAAGCAAAAAUAAAUGAGAACAGCAUCUCUGGCCUUGCUCUGUGGUAUGCACAGUGCAAUCUCGUGUGCUGUGCAUGAUUUCCAGCAGGUGGUGGUGGGUUUUUGGUGUUUUUUUUUAAGCAGCAUAGCAUAACUUUGUAGCUUAUGCAUCAAAUCCGCUAACUUCAGCAUUAGAUUGUUUGUUGUGUUUUCCUGGACAACGGUAGCUUUAGUUUAAAAAAAGAAAAUAACUCUUUCCCUUAAUAGCAUGAUUAAGGUAUGCGUGAGGAACCCGCACAAUGUGUGAUUGGUUUCCACCUCUCAUCCUUUCUGACAGUGAUUUCUGCUGGAUGGGGAAUAUGGGUGUGGUUAAGCCAAAGCACAGAGGCCGCCCUUGCCUACAAGGAACCAACCCCAUUGAACACACAGUGGCGUUGAUUUUGGAGUAAAGCAUGUUCUGGGCUGGGUGUGAAUGCAGCCCCACUUUAGAAGGUGAUGUUAACCUUUUAGAAGGACAGGGGGUUGAAGAAGACAGCUCUUUUGACAGUGAUCCGAUGCCUUACCCUUACAGCCAGCUGGGACCAACAGCUCAAUAUGAGAAUAAUAAGAUAUGGCUGCAUAAAAUGGAGCCAUGCAUGCUAUGUCUUUUAGUGAUGUUGGACUGGAACUCCCAGAGUCUCUAACCAUUGGCUGUACUGGUCAGGGCUGAUGGAAGUGACCUCAUGCCAUGCCAGAAACAGGUUAUCCACUGAUAGCCUAUUGUUAGAGUGAGGCCACCGUGGCCAGUCUAGGCACUGGGUCCAUUCCUUUGCUUUUCCUCCCACCUCUUACCUUAAUGGAUGAUAUCCACCUGCUUUUGCAAAAUCCAAGCAACCAAACCCCCAAAAAAUGUUUCUGCUGGUUUUCUUAAAAUGCUGUUUGGGAAGCUGAUGGGAGGGGAGCAUUUCUGUGGCCUAAAAGUAGUUGCAAUAUCCAACUGAAGGUCACUUUAACUAUAUAUGCACACUGGGUUUGAUCAGUGGUUCCCAGUCUUGGUUCCCCAGAUGUUCUUGGAUUAAAAGUCCCACUAGCUUUUACCACUAGCUGUG
This is a messenger RNA of Pogona vitticeps (central bearded dragon), 4268 nucleotides long. It is a transcript of the gene STC1, whose product is annotated as stanniocalcin 1. NCBI's taxonomy places the organism in Eukaryota, Metazoa, Chordata, Lepidosauria, Squamata, Agamidae. Gene Ontology annotation, cellular component: extracellular region. The record is from RefSeq and is a predicted model, not a curated record. Gene Ontology annotation, biological process: intracellular calcium ion homeostasis. Gene Ontology annotation, molecular function: hormone activity.